AUGUACCAAGAUGAAGCCUGGCUGAGUGAAUACGAGCGCGUGUGCUAUCUUCCUGUCAACGGUUCCUUCCCGACUGCCGGGUUCAACUUCAGCAUCACGCUGACAGAUGAUUCAAGUGUGGCAAUCUCUACACCCUCACGCAUCGUCUACGGUCACUACUGCAACCUCUACUACCACAGUUGCGACCCCAACGAGUACGAUCUCGGAAAAUGGUCUCUGUGGCCCGUCUAA
This is a messenger RNA of Penicillium psychrosexuale, 231 nucleotides long. RefSeq lists its product as uncharacterized. Bases 1 to 231 code for a protein of 76 amino acids. Lineage: Eukaryota; Fungi; Ascomycota; Eurotiomycetes; Eurotiales; Aspergillaceae. The transcript has 2 exons. The record is from RefSeq and is a predicted model, not a curated record.